AUGUACAUCGAAGAAAACAGACCUGACCUCUCGGGCGGAUUUCAUGGGAACCGAGCCUUCGCCUCGGCAGAAGACGAAGCUGACUGGGACGAGCAGAACGUGGAGGGAGCCUCGGAAGCAGCCGGACCACUCCCUUACUGCUCCGUGGACAUCCCAAUGGACGACGAAAAUCCUCGCGAAAGCAUCAACGCCGAAGUCUUCUACGAUUUCGCCGACAACGGUUACGUUACACCUGCACGGGUCAACACCAACGAAGCAGAACGAGUAGGACCAAAUUUCAAUCCUACACCAGAAGCGGGAGACGAAGCAGUUUAUCCCGAGGACACCACACUCCCCCGCUACUCACAGAGUGGACUUCAGAUACUCGGACUCGUCACCGCAGUCCACGGUCCCGCCAUUCCUAAAGAGCCUGCGACGGUUCAACAGGCUCUGGGGGGGGAGCACAGGGAAAAAUGGCGUGAAGCCAUGGACAGAGAAUUAAAAGCGCUGGAGGAACGGAACACCUGGAAAGUCGUUCCCAUCAGCGUGGCAAGAAACAAGACCAUCCUCACCGGGAAAUGGGUCUUCCGCGUCAAAACGAAAGCAGACGGCACAAUUGAGAAGUUCAAAGCACGCUGGGUAGUACGUGGAUUCGAUCAGGAGCACGGACGGGACUUCACCGAGACAUUCGCCCCGGUCAGCCGACACACCUCACUUCGAAUUCUUCUCGCGAUCGCCGCCAUGAAGAAGAAGAAGCUACGACAGAUCGAUGUCGCCAACGCGUUUCUCUACGCACCUGUCGACGCGGAGAUCUUCGUCGAACUCCCACAUGGCACUAACGGAGAGCCGAACAAAGUCUGUCAACUACUGAAAUCGCUCUACGGGAUUAAGCAAGCCCCGCGGCUAUGGCAGCAGUACCUACACGCCCGUCUCAUCCGCAUUGGCUUCAAACAACUACCCCACGAUCAGGGGAUGUACCGGCUCACGAAGAACGACGACUACGUCCUGCUAAUCGUCUAUGUAGACGACCUCCUCUACAUCGGCUCGUCCGACGGCAUCACCACCUGGUUCGAAGGGGAGCUGCAGCGGGAUCUCAUGCUCACGGUUUCAUCUACCGUCACACAGUAUCUUGGGCUCAACAUCCGAGAAGAAGAUAACAACGCGAUCUACCUCAGCGCCGCAAAAUACGCCGACACCAUCGCCAAGCGUUUCGCUCUUGCACCAACCGCCAUCUCCACACCAUAUCGCUACACGACAGGGAACAACAAGGGUGAAUCCACUCCACUCAAGCCUGCCGGCAUUCGCGACUACCAGAGAAAGCUGGGAUGCCUUCUCUUCGCAGCCGUCACCUGUCGCCCAGACCUAUCCUACUCCGCAAGCCAACUCGCCACCUACCUCAAAAGACCCGAAGCAGAGCACCUAGCAGAGCUCGACCGCGCUCUUCACUACCUCGUCAGCACCCCGACGAUCGGGCUAACCUAUCACAAGAACGCAACUACACCGACUAAGUUAAUCGGCUACGUCGACGCAGAUCAUGCUGGUGACUCAGACAACAGACGCUCACGCACCGGCUACAUCUAUCGCCUUGAACCUAUCGGUCCUAUCUCCUGGCAGUCGAGCAAGCAGGAGUUAAUCGCACUCUCAUCAGCUGAAGCAGAAUACAUUGCACUCUGCUCAGCCACCAAAGAAGGACUUUAUCUUCGCGAGCUGCUGGAAGAAGCAAAGUUAGCCGAGUUACCCAACUUCACUCUGUUCUGCGACAACCAAUCGGCAAUUCGCAUCGCCAACAAAAGUGGCUUCGCGAACAGAACGAAACAUAUCGCCCUGCGAUAUUUCUUCGUGAAAGACGAGAUCGAGAAGGGGAGACUUGAACUAUCCUACUGCCCCACGUCCGAGAUGGCAGCCGACUAUUUGACCAAGAAGCUCGGAAAGCAGAAGUUUGAGUACUGCAUGCUGCUGACUGGACAAGGCCACGUCAUCAGCAGCGACACUCCAGAAGCGAAGGGGAGUGUUGGAAACAGUAAAUCCUAA
This is a messenger RNA of Closterium sp. Yama58-4, 2010 nucleotides long. NCBI's taxonomy places the organism in Eukaryota, Viridiplantae, Streptophyta, Zygnematophyceae, Desmidiales, Closteriaceae. The record is from the annotation of a GenBank genome assembly.